GACGGUCGUGACGCGUUGCGUCAAUUCAGUCAGUAUUCAGCGGACUUGCGUUGUGUUCUGUUCGUUCCUUGGUUUCGUUCGGUUUUCCGUCGAGUCACGGGAGAAAGAAGAAAAGAGAGAGAGAGAAAGAGAGAGAGAGGUAGCCGCCGAGAAACGCCACAGGACAAAAGUGCCUUCUUCCUUCGCCGCAUACGAAGAUCCCCGUCAGGAUGGCGGACGACAAUCACGAGAACGGCACCAGUAACGGCGACGUACCCGAGAUCGAGCUGAUCAUCAAGGCAUCGACGAUCGACGGCCGUCGAAAGGGCGCCUGUCUCUUCUGCCAGGAAUAUUUCAUGGAUCUAUAUCUCUUGGCGGAGCUGAAGACGAUUUCCUUGAAGGUGACCACCGUGGACAUGCAGAAACCGCCGCCCGACUUUCGCACCAACUUUCAGGCCACGCCGCCGCCUAUCCUGAUCGACAACGGCGACGCGAUACUGGAAAACGAAAAGAUCGAACGGCACAUCAUGAAGAACAUCCCUGGCGGGCACAAUCUGUUUGUACAGGAUAAGGAAGUGGCCACUCUUGUGGAGAACUUGUUCAGCAAACUCAAGCUGCUGUUACUGAACGCCAAGGACAAGGACAAGGAUCCCAAGUCCUCGUCGCUGAUGGCCCAUCUGCGUAAGAUCGAUGAACAUUUGGGCCGCAAGGGUACGCGUUUCCUCACCGGCGACACCAUGUGCUGCUUCGACUGCGAGCUGAUGCCGCGGCUGCAGCACAUCAGGGUCGCUGGCAAGUACUUUGCCGACUUCGAGAUACCGGAGACUCUGGUACAUCUGUGGCGGUACAUGCAUCACAUGUACAGGCUCGACGCUUUCCUACAGAGCUGCCCAGCCGAUCAAGAUAUCAUUAAUCACUAUAAACUGCAACAGAGUAUGAAGAUGAAGAAGCACGAGGAGUUGGAGACGCCGACCUUCACUACGAGUAUCCCGAUCGAGGUCAACGAUGACUAGGUCGGACCUUCCUUGGCGAGUCUGCGAUCGCGUGACUUCGAUUAGACAUCGAGAUCGGCCUAGCGAGACGGCGAAUCGCCUCGACGGAGUUUCAACGGCGUACAUUUUGUAAUUUAAUAUGUCCAACAAUAGCAUCGAAAAUAAACUGCGGAUUCUACCGUUGAAACUCCCGUCUUUCGAGCCGUGAGCUCGUGUCGUCGCCGUCAUUGAUUAGUUCAUAUCUUUUGCUAAGCAAUUAUUGCUGAAUUGCAUCCCUUUCUUGUGGGAUCAAUUCAGGUGUAAACGGAUUAGCUUUUUUUUACCGCAAACGACGCGAAAACAUACAUAAGUGCAUUAAGGUAUUCAAAAUCUUAAAAAUGAUAGAGAAUAUUGAUUUUCUCCAUUUUUCUUCUCCUUUAUUUUCUUUUUCUUCUAUGUACAGCACGCGUACGUAGUUUUGACCUAAGUAGUAUUACAAAAUUUUAAUUUGCUAUUGUUAAUCCAAGGAUUAAGUUUACUAGAAAAAGCGAUAAUGAUUUUGUUAUUCUCUAACGGCAACAAUCACGAAAAUUAACACUAAGAAUGCAAAAGAAACGUAUGCGUUUGAGAGAACUAAAUUGGUGCCAUUAAUAUCUUUGCUUCUUUGCAAUCUUAAUAGAAAUUAUCCUUUGGAUAAUAAUCAUUAUUCCUAAGCAUUAUUCUUAUAUACAAUUAAGUAAAUCAAGUAGAUAAAAUAAUCCUAGAAUGCUUGAUAAAAUGUUUCAACAUUAUUAAUAAACUUGCGUAAAUCUUUUUAAACGUUUCUCUUUUUUCCAUUGUUUUCAUUCAGCCACUCAUUAUCACGAGCUACAGUAAUGAAAUACUUAAACACGAUCGAGACAUUUGCAUUAAUGAGAAAGGUACGUUCGGAAUUAUGAAUUUGUUUAACAUAUCUUCAUGUUCUUAAACAUGAUUGCACAACAGAAAACAAGAAACAUGUUAUCGUUAUAUAUGGAGAAGAAAGAAUUUGUUUUUUUGCUGUAUCUCGCGAGACAC
Mycetomoellerius zeteki is the source of this 2006-nucleotide messenger RNA. RefSeq names its product chloride intracellular channel protein 5 (gene Clic). Gene Ontology annotation, biological process: chloride transport. The record is from RefSeq and is a predicted model, not a curated record. Gene Ontology annotation, cellular component: apical plasma membrane; cytoplasm. Gene Ontology annotation, molecular function: chloride channel activity. The transcript has 4 exons. Lineage: Eukaryota; Metazoa; Arthropoda; Insecta; Hymenoptera; Formicidae. Bases 210 to 992 code for a protein of 260 amino acids.